GGGUGUGUGAGAGAGACAGAGAGAGAGUGCGCCAUCUUUUGGGGCUUAUAAAUAGCAAAGCCGUUUGAUUUUCCAAGCAUACUUCGAACUUCACGUGGCGUUCUCUGUUCUAUACCUCUGUUUUCUGAUUUCUGAUACUAUCCAUCUAAAAUCUUAUCCAUUUCUGUCGGUGCAUCGUUAGAAGAGAUUUCUACUAAUCCAAGGUAGUUAUAGUUCGCUGGGUUUUUUACCUAAGACAUCAAAGCAAUUACUCCAUUAUUGAUCAUCAAAUGGAGAAAGCAAAGCAAGUGGGUGGUUCUUCUUCUUCGUCCUUUACUUCCGAUCUGUUUGGUCCCAAGGACUCCUCCUCUUCUUCUCCAUCAUCUUCUUACGGUCUGUUUGGCUCUGUUUUUGGACCACCAUCAACGGGGUUAGGGAAGGAUUCUUCUUACUCUGGGUUCAUGGGAUCAGUCAGAAAGCAGGAUUACGAAAGUCAAAACAGCAAUGGUAAAAAUGGAAAUCCAGGUUUGACAAACAGCAAAGACAAGAGAUAUCAGAGUGAAACAGUUGAACCUUGCAAUUUCAGCUCCUCAAUAUACUAUGGAGGCCAAGAGGUUUAUUCCCCAACUAGCCAGCCAACUGUUUCUCAGCAUGUUUUCAAGAAAGAUGGGGGAGAUGAUGAUCCAAAUGCAAGUAACUCAAACUCUGCUUCAAGAGGAAAUUGGUGGCAGGGGUCACUCUAUUACUAAGUGUUCCCUUCAUGUCAUGCCUAUUCUCAAUCCACAGAGAAAGGCAAUCGAACACCACUUUAUCUUUACAUAUGGAAAUGAGAUGCUGGAGCUUGUACCACAGCUACAACUUGCUAACUGUUGGGGCUUCUUUCUUCUUUUUAGUUUCUUUCCUUUAUGUUUUGGUGGACAAUAUGGGCACUCUCUUGUAUAUGAUCAACUUUGUCGGAGAGGAAUCUAGUGCCAUUGUUUUGUAGUAAGUAUAACGUACUAGCUAACUUUUGCUUGUGUGUAAUGGAUUGCAUCAGUGGUUUUUUAGGAUUGACUUA
Messenger RNA from Rhododendron vialii, 1036 nucleotides. RefSeq lists its product as uncharacterized. The transcript is spliced from 5 exons. NCBI's taxonomy places the organism in Eukaryota, Viridiplantae, Streptophyta, Magnoliopsida, Ericales, Ericaceae. Bases 270 to 728 code for a protein of 152 amino acids. The record is from RefSeq and is a predicted model, not a curated record.